Suillus clintonianus is the source of this 1485-nucleotide messenger RNA. RefSeq lists its product as uncharacterized. The record is from RefSeq and is a predicted model, not a curated record. The transcript has 9 exons. NCBI's taxonomy places the organism in Eukaryota, Fungi, Basidiomycota, Agaricomycetes, Boletales, Suillaceae. The coding region runs from base 1 to 1485 and encodes 494 amino acids.
AUGGAAAUGCCAUCUUCACCUUCCUCUACAAUAACCGCCCCGCCUGACUAUCGUGAAACCUCUCAGAGGUUAGCUAAACUCAUCAUGGAAGCCAUGACCUGCGACUUCGCCUUCCUGCAUUACGACAGCACUUCUAGAUCUAUUAUUGAGUGGUGUUGGCCUCUCGAUAUUGAUGGAGAGAAGAUUCCGCCAUCUGGCCUAGAGAGAUGCCGCGACAAAUAUGAAUUGAGAUACCCGUGCUGCUUAUGUGCUGAUGAGCGUGGAAGGGGGGCAUAUACGGAGGCAGCAGUGUACUCUUGGUGGAAUAGAAGCACUAAUAAGGCUGAAUGGAAGGCAAGAUGCACAUCAGACAGAUGCGGAUACCAAGAUAAGUUUUUCCGGCUGUCAUUUGUAGCCACCUUCCGGUACCCUCCAAGACUCAGAGAAAGCUUUAUUCUAACAAAUGUCCCUGCAAAGAAUGCACCACAGUUGCAAACACCUUUUUUGCCCCCACGAUCAAAAUUGAUGGCCAGAUCACUUUAUUUUGAUGGCCAGAGGUCCAAACUGAACUAUACAUUUUUGUCGUAUUUACUCAAAGGUCGAGUCUAUCAUGGCGACCUUUGGGAACUAGCUGGGGAGCGUAGUAUCAAGGCGAAACAGGAGGAAACCCUGCGUAGACACCAGAGCAUCUGUAAUGGAACCGGAAGAAGCCAUGCAGCUGUGGAGAGAUAUCUUAUGGAUGAGAGGAAGAGACGAUGCCAGUUGGAAGUGUCUCUAUACUCUCAGGCCAUUGAAAUCUUGGAACAGCUUCGGAUGCCACAUGUCGGACUUCUAGCCAAGCAUGAGAUCAGAACACCCUCUGCAGCCUGGAGGCACAGUGCUCCGCCUUUGGCCUGCUUGCCUUUGGCUUGUGCACCUUUAGCCUGCUCCAUUUCUACGCGAGAGACAUGUAACGCCUGUUCAGUGCAGAAUGACGUGUAUCUCAGCUCAGCCAAUUCCUCACAUUGGCAUGGCUUGAGCCCUUUGACAUCCAUACCCUCCCCCCGGGCCACUGCGCAGCAGGAAAGUCCAGUGUCUGCCCUUUUGAAUCACAUCGGCCCCUCAAUGCCCCUACUCAGUACUUGGGUAACUGCCAACGUUCAGAAUGCCUUUUACAAGGCAUUCCAGACAGAACUGGACAUGCAGUCAGAACUAAUGUUGAAAUCUCUUGCUACUAGGCAUAGCAAUGCCUACCUCCGCAAUCUUGGGCUGGAUCUGCUCAUCCUGCAUUCGAAGAUGCAACGCGCGCAAGCUGAGAUAAAGCUCUAUACGGUGGCUAUUGAUAACACUCGUUUGUUGGACUCUUCCGAUCUCAGUUCACACUCAGCCUGGGAUGAAACUGUCGGAACGUCUCUACUGCCUGGGGAAGCGAGCCCCUACGACGAUCUCUUUGACGGUGAUAUUGAAGAGCCUAUUGACUUUGAUUUCGACCCAGACGAAUGCCCUGAUGACCCCGAACUAUAUUGA